AUGGGGGUGAACAUCCCAUUGCUGGGGAAGGGUUUGGCCUACUCUGAAUCAUUCUCUUCCCUUGCCAAGCUGUGGGGCUGGAUCUCGCUGCUGUCUCCAGGGACCUGCAUUACUAAUCUUCCCUCUUCUGUGCUCCAUGGCCCCAAAACUCUGCUCCAGUCAACCAGUGCCCUGCUGAUACUGGACCUAGUGGUGAGAAAAAGCUUUGUCCCUGGUGUACUGGUGGUUGGGCACAGCCUUGUACCAGUUAACAACGGCUAUCUCCUUGAUCGAUGUCUUUACUACUUUCAGGAUGGCCUGCAGGUGCGUGUGCAGAGAAUGGAGAAGGAGCUGGAGCUGCUGACCGCUGACUUCCGGGCUUGGCUGGACUGGGGCGGUGGACCGUCUGAAACCAUACGCCUCCCUCCCCCACUGACACCAGCCCACAUCAUCAAGCUGCUGGGCAAGGUAACCCUUCAGAGACUGGAUGAGCUUCGGAACAUGCUGCCCUUCGAGUCGCUGGAGAGGGUGCAGGCUGACAUCGCCGCCAUCCAGCAGAUGCAUGAGGAGCGGACGGAGCCGGCGCUGCGGGCAGUUGGUUGCAAUACCAAGAUGUUGUUGCAGAAGGUGAAGGAAAUGGAAUCUGCUGUGGAAAGGUUAACAGAUGAACAGAAGCAGCUACUGACUGCACUGGCACUGCUGGAGGAGCAGCUCAGCCAGACACGGCUGGAGCUGCAGGCUGCACGUGCGGCAAACAAGGACAUGGACUCCAGCAUAGUUAAAUAG
Messenger RNA from Amblyraja radiata (thorny skate), 765 nucleotides. RefSeq lists its product as uncharacterized. Lineage: Eukaryota; Metazoa; Chordata; Chondrichthyes; Rajiformes; Rajidae. The transcript has 7 exons. The coding region runs from base 1 to 765 and encodes 254 amino acids. The record is from RefSeq and is a predicted model, not a curated record.